AUGUCUUCCGAUGAUUUAGGCUCUAUGGGAAUAGGAGAUGUGGGAUAUUGGUUUUCUGAUUCCUGGCAUAUAUCAAAGUUAGAUACAUCAUCAGAAUUUGAAGUAUUUUCAGAUAUAUUAGAUUUAGAAUCAAUGCAAUGGUCUAUAACGGGGUCGGGUAUAUUAACAAUAUUCUCAGAAUUAUCCCCAUUCUCUAAUCUAUCUACGGGAUUUUCAGGAAUCUCGGCAUUCUCCUUUCUAAGUUCAGCAAUAUCAGAUACAAGUUUGGCAUUCAAUUCUCUCAACGAAUCAAUUGUGGAUUGGGCGUCUUCCAUUGUUUUAUACGAGAUAUGGAUAUGUUCAAAAGAUUAA
Messenger RNA from Diversispora eburnea, 351 nucleotides. The record is from the annotation of a GenBank genome assembly. Lineage: Eukaryota; Fungi; Glomeromycota; Glomeromycetes; Diversisporales; Diversisporaceae.